Molecule: messenger RNA, 896 nt
Organism: Fragaria vesca subsp. vesca
Lineage: Eukaryota; Viridiplantae; Streptophyta; Magnoliopsida; Rosales; Rosaceae
Product: salicylic acid-binding protein 2-like
Exons: 3
Coding region: 1-786 (261 amino acids)
Biological process (GO): salicylic acid metabolic process; jasmonic acid metabolic process
Molecular function (GO): methyl indole-3-acetate esterase activity; methyl salicylate esterase activity; methyl jasmonate esterase activity
Source: RefSeq, a predicted model, not a curated record
AUGUCAGAAACCAACUCACAGAAGCACUUCGUUCUAGUCCAUGGCGCAGGCCAUGGAGCUUGGUGUUGGUACAAAAUCAAGCCAAGGCUCGAGUAUGCCGGUCACAAGGUCACGGCCCUGGACAAUGCCGGUUCAGGCAUCGACACCAAGUCCAUAGAAGAUUUUCAUUCACUAGAAGAGUACUCUGAGCCUCUGCUUCAGUUGAUUGGAUCACUUGCUCCACAAGAAAAGGUGAUCCUUGUAGGUCACAGCCUUGGGGGCAUGAACUUGUCUGUUGCCAUGGAGAAGUUCCCUGAGAAAAUUUCUGCUGCUGUUUUCUUGACUGCUUUUUUGCCAGAUACCACACACCACCCUUCGUAUGUUGUGGAUCAGCUUUUGCAAACAAUACCAUCAGACGGUUGGUUGGACUCUCAGUUUGAACAGUUUGGAGAAGAACCCUUAACUUCAUUCUAUUUCGGUCCCAAGUUCUUGUCAACAAAGCUCUAUCAACUUAGCCCUAUUGAGGAUUUCGAACUGGCCAAGACUCUAGUGAGGAAGAGUAGCUUCUUUCGUGAACAAGUGUGUAAGAUGAAGAACUUCUCAGAUAAGGGAUAUGGAUCGGUUAAAAAAGCUUUUAUAGUUUGUGAAAAGGAUUUGAUAAUAACGAAGGAAUUUCAGCAUUGGAUGAUACAAAACAGCGCGAUUAAAGAUGUGGUGGAGAUCAAAGGAGCUGAUCAUAUGGCAAUGUUUUCAAAGCCAGAAGAACUUUCCUAUUCUCUUCUGGAGAUAGCACAGAAGUACACUUAAAUGCCAGUGAGCUACAAUUAUGCUAAUUGCUAGAACAAUAAAUUGCUCACUGCUGGUGUAACACACUGCACCCUAGAAAGUUUUAAUUUGGUCUUUCGUUUUUAAAAUAU